Messenger RNA from Paraglomus occultum, 375 nucleotides. NCBI's taxonomy places the organism in Eukaryota, Fungi, Glomeromycota, Glomeromycetes, Paraglomerales, Paraglomeraceae. The record is from the annotation of a GenBank genome assembly.
AUGCGAUCUGAUGCAGUCAAACUAUCACCAACAGACUAUGAUUAUAUUAUGCGAUAUAAAGAUGUAAAAUCCAAACCUCUAGAUAUGCUUAGAGACAAAUAUCCUAUGUCAAAUACCCGUUUUUAUCGAAUAUGGAAAGGGAAAGAGGUUUGUACAAACACUUGGAAUUCAUCUUUAGCCAAUCCAGGGAAUGAUAUUCCAAGAUCUGUAACAGAAAAGAUAGACAGAAUUUCGGACGCAAAAAAAGAAACUACACCACCUGUUACCUUGCAAGAGACUGAAGAUGUUUUGGAAUUACAUAAGAGAAACCAAAAAGAUAUAGAAAAGAUUAGAGCGAGUGGUCGUACUCUUGCCUCUAAAUUAUCUGUUCCUUAG